Molecule: messenger RNA, 1512 nt
Organism: Chelonus insularis
Lineage: Eukaryota; Metazoa; Arthropoda; Insecta; Hymenoptera; Braconidae
Gene: Pnn
Product: desmosome associated protein-like protein pinnin
Exons: 4
Coding region: 39-1211 (390 amino acids)
Cellular component (GO): catalytic step 2 spliceosome
Source: RefSeq, a predicted model, not a curated record
UAAAUAUUUAACAUAAAAUUCUAAAGUUAUUUUUAAAAAUGCGACGUUUAGAUUCUAAAGAUAUAUUAGGAGCUGAUAAAUUGGAGGAGAAAUUAGAAGCAGCACGCGAUGGGUUAAGAGAAUUAGAUCGUGAUAUUCGUAAAAUAUUGGGUCGCGACUUACCUGAUGGAGAAAAUGGACCAAACCAACAAUCUACGAGAAUUGUUCAAAAACGAAUGCUUCAAGAUGAUCGCAAAAGAAAUUCAUUAGAUUUUAUGGGAAAUGAUCAACUUGGUGGUAAACGUCGUUGGCAUUCACAGUUGCCAUCAACACCAGGAGAACCAAAAACGGUUUUCAGCCGAUUAAGUGCUCGUGUACCUUCAACAGCAGAUGAUAGUGCUGAUGAAGAUGAUAACUCUAUUAAGCCUGCUGUAUCAUCACGUGUAAUAGCUACUCCUCGCGAAGUACCGUCCCGACAAGAAGUGAUAAGACGUGAAAGAGUAGAUGAACGAAGUCGUCAACGGAAUAAGCGUAUGUUUGGUGCGUUAUUAGGUACUUUACAAAAAUUUAGACAAGAAGAAACUAAAUUAAAGGCCAAGGAAGACAAGAAAGCAGAAGUUGAGGCUAGAGUCGAAGAGGCUAAAAGACGGGAAAAAGAAGAAUUAAGACGUGAAAGGCAACAAUUGUUUUCAUCACGAAAAAGACAGUUAGCUGAAGUAAGAGCGUUAGAAACUAAGUUAGCACGAAGUCGACAGUUUCAAAAUUGGCGUUCAGCCACAUUACCGCUUUUGUCUUUCAUUAAAACACAAACUCAACCAGCAAUUUAUUAUUUGCCGAAACGGAAGCAUCCUAAAACAGAUGCUUUACUUGAACAAUGUACAAAAGAAUUACAUGCGGAAAUCGAGCGACGAGAGAAAGCAUUGAUUGAAGAACUUGCGCUAAUAGAUUCUCAAAUGAAUGUUAGUAAACAACAACAUAACACUGAUGAUAAGUUAGAACAGAAUGAUAUGACAGAAGGACAAGGAAUGGAGGAGGGUGAAGAGAAUCGUGACCCUAAUCCAGAGAACAAUGAAAAUAUGAUAGUCGAAGAUGAAAAUGAAUCGAUAAAAUCAGAAAUUCAUCAAGUAGAGAAAAUAAAUGACAAAAAAAGUUUAAGUGUGAAUAAUGAUAAAAUGGAAACAGAUACGAUAAUUCAAGAAAAUCAGUCAGAAGAAAACGAGAACCAUGGUUAACACUGUAUUAUUUUUAAAUGGCUGUAUAUAUUGAUAGACAAAAAUGCUGAAAAUAUCGCCCGAUAACACAAAAAGCAUCAAUAACUGGAUAAAUGGAUAUAAAUAAUGAAUUUCUAUAAAUUUUCAAAUUUUUUACAUUGAAAGAACAGUACAAGAACAAUAUUUCUUGCAUUUUGUUAUCAACUUAGGACUCAAAUCAUUAGAUUGAAAUUUUUUUUAUUAUUAAUAAUUAUAAUUAACUAAUUGGCAAGAAAUAGAUGGUUUUAAAUAAAUAAAUACAGUCAAUUGAAACAAACUAAUA